Molecule: messenger RNA, 14214 nt
Organism: Nannospalax galili (Upper Galilee mountains blind mole rat)
Lineage: Eukaryota; Metazoa; Chordata; Mammalia; Rodentia; Spalacidae
Gene: Fat2
Product: FAT atypical cadherin 2
Exons: 23
Coding region: 137-12871 (4244 amino acids)
Biological process (GO): homophilic cell-cell adhesion
Cellular component (GO): plasma membrane; adherens junction
Molecular function (GO): calcium ion binding
Source: RefSeq, a predicted model, not a curated record
UGGGGCUGCAUUGAGUACCUUCCUGCUCUGCUCCUCUGCACCUCCUGGAGCCGGCAGCUGGGCCCUGGGGACAGGGGCUCCAGGCCACUCUUCUUGGGUACCCUCCUCCGCCAGAGGGGUACAGGAGUGUCCCACCAUGACUCUUGCCUUGCUGGGUCUGGCCAUCCUGGUGCUCCAUCGUGUGACCUGUGAGAAAGCCCUGGAACGAACCAUCUCCCCGUCGGCUUGGCGCUUCACCCAUUCCCUGUACAACGCCACCAUCUAUGAAAACUCUGCUCCCAAGACGUACGUAGAGAGCCCCGUGAAGAUGGGCAUGUACCUGGCAGAGUCCCAGUUGGCGGUGAGGUAUAGGAUCAUCUCCGGAGAUGCGGCUGGUGUGUUCAAGACUGAGGAGUAUGUGGUGGGCAACUUCUGCUUUCUGAGAAUCAGAACCAAGGGCAGCAACACGGCGCUGCUGAACAGGGAGGUGCAGGACAGCUACACACUCAUUGUACAAGCCUCAGACAAGAAUCAGGAGCUGGAAGCCCUGACCCGUGUAGUGGUCCACAUCCUGGACCAGAACGACCUGAAGCCCCUCUUUUCCCCUCCUUCCUACAGAGUCACCAUCUCUGAGGAUGUGCCCCUCAAGAGCCCUAUCUGCAAAGUAACAGCUACGGACGCCGACCUGGGCCAGAACGGAGAGUUCUAUUAUGCCUUUAAUGCCAGGUCAGACGUGUUUGCUCUCCAUCCCACCAGUGGGGUGGUCACCGUGGCCGGGAAGAUGAACAUUACCUGGCGAGGGAAAUAUGAGCUCCAGGUGCUGGCUGUGGACCGCAUGCUAAAAAUCUCGGAGGGCAAAGGGUUUGGCAACUUGGCCUCGCUGGUUGUUCACGUGGAGCCUGCACCUAAAAAGCCCCCAGCCAUCACCUCAGUGGUCCUGACUCCACCAGAUGGUGAUGAAGAUGCCCCCUAUGCCACUGUCCUGGUGGAUGCAAACGACUCAGGAGCUGAAGUGGAUUCCCUGGAGGUAGUUGGUGGUGACCCUGGAAAGUUCUUUAAAGCCAUCAGGUCCUACGCCCGGGGCAACGAGUUCAAUCUGGUAUCAGUCAAGGACAUUAACUGGGCCGAGCACCUUCAGGGCUUCAACCUCAGUCUCCGGGCCCGGAGUUGGAGCAGAACUUCCUCCCAGUCCUCCAUCAGGGCCUUCCACCUCCCUCCCCCUAUGCUGCCCUACCUCAGAUUUGAGAAGGCCAUUUACAGAGUAAAGCUCAGUGAGUUCUCCCCUCCUGGAAGUCGCGUGGUGCUGGUAAAGGUCACCCCAGCCCUGUUCGCUCUACGCUAUGCUCUGAAGCCAUCCCCCGGGAGCUCGGCCUUCAAGCUGAAUGCUCACACAGGCCUCAUCACCACCACGAAGCUUGUGGACUUCCAUGACCAAGCCCAGUACCAGCUCCAUGUGAGAGCCUCCCCAGGCCCAGCCACCACCAUGGUGAUCAUUGACAUAGUGGACUGUAACAACCAUGCCCCUGUCUUCAACAGGUCUUCCUAUGACAGCACCUUGGAUGAGAACAUCCCUCCAGGCACCAGCAUUUUGACUGUGACAGCCACAGACUGGGAUCACGGGGAUAACGGACAUGUCACCUAUGCCAUCGCUGGCCCCAAGGCUGUGCCGUUCUCUAUUGACCCUUACCUGGGGGUCAUCUCCACCACCAAACCUAUGGACUAUGAACUCAUGAAAAGGAUCUAUACCUUCAGGGUACGGGCAUCAGACUGGGGGUCCCCUUUUCGCCAGGAGAAGGAGGUGUCAGUUUCGCUGAGACUCAAGAACUUGAAUGACAACCAGCCUAUGUUUGAGGAGGUCAACUGUACAGUAUCCCUUCGCCAAGACACACCAGUUGGGAAAUCAAUCAUGGCCAUGUCUGCCAUCGACGUGGAUGAGCUUCAGAACCUAAGAUAUGAGAUUGUGUCUGGCAACGAACAGGAGCAUUUUCAUCUGAACCAUUUCUCCGGGGUCAUAUCCCUCAAACGUUCACUGAUGAAUCAUACUGCUGGUUGGCCCAGGAGCUAUUCCCUGAAGAUUACAGCCUCGGAUGGCAGGAAUUAUGCCUCCCCCACAACCCUGAAUGUCACUGUGGUGAAGGACUCUCACUCUGAGGUCCCUGUACAGUGCGAUAAAACUGGGGUGCUGACCCAUUUCACAAAGACCAUCCUCCACUCUGUUGGGCUUCAGGACCAGGAGUUGGAGGAAGAGGAAUUUGCCUCCCUUAGCAACUAUCAGAUCAACCAUCAUGCCCCCCAGUUUGCAGACCACUUCCCCCAGUCCAUUGACAUAGUGGAGCAGGUUCCCAUCAACACCCUCUUGGCCCAUCUGGCAGCCACUGACCCUGACACUGGCUUUCCUGGCAAACUGGUCUAUGUGAUUCCAGAGGGCAAUGAAGAGGGUUGUUUUGACAUUGAGCUGGAGACGGGGCUGCUCACCGUAGCAGCGGCAUUGGACUAUGAGACCACCAACUUCUAUGUCCUCAAUGUGACCGUGUAUGACCUGGGCACUCCUCAGAAGUCCUCCUGGAAGCUGCUGACGGUGACUGUGAAUGACUGGAAUGAUAACCCACCCAGGUUUCCUCCAGGUGGGUACCAGCUCACUGUCUCCGAGGACACAGAAGUUGGAACCACAAUCGCAAAACUACAGACAGAAGAUGCCGACUCAGAGGACAACUCAAGGGUUCGAUACACCCUGCUAAGCCCCACAGAGAAGUUCUCUCUCCACCCUCUCACUGGGGAGCUGGUUGUCACAGGACACCUGGACCGGGAAUCAGAGCCUCGGUACAUACUCAAGGUAGAGGCCAGGGACCAGCCUAGGAAGGGCCACCAGCUCUUCUCUGUCACUGACUUGAUCAUCACACUGGAGGAUGCCAAUGAUAACCCGCCCCAGUGCAUCAUGGAACACGGCAGCCUGAAAGUCCCUGAGGAUCUGCCCCCUGGGACUAUCUUGACCUUCCUGGAUGCCUCUGACCCUGACCUGGGCCCUGCAGGGGAAGUGAGAUUUGUCCUGGUGGAUGACAUUCAUGGAACUUUCCGGUUGGACCCAGUGACUGGAGCUCUGAGUCUGGAAAGGGAGUUGGACUUUGAGAGGCGGGCUGGCUACAACCUGAGCCUGUGGGCUCGUGACAGUGGGCAGCCCCUGGCCCGCAGGACUCUCUGCCACAUGGAGGUGCUGGUCCUGGAUGUAAAUGAGAAUCUCCACGCACCCCGCUUCGCCUUCUUUGUUCAGCAGGGCCAGGUGCAGGAGAACAGCCCCGCAGGGACUCAGGUGAUGCUGGUCACGGCCCAUGAUGAUGACGGUGGCUUGGAUGGGGAGCUCCAAUACUUCCUAAGGGCAGGCACUGGGCUGGACAGCUUCAGCAUCAACCAGGAAACAGGAAUGAUUGAGACCCUGGCACCUCUGGACCGAGAAUUCGUACCCUACUACUGGCUGACGGUAUUGGCUGUGGACAAGGGCUCUGUACCCCUCUCUUCUGUCACUGAAGUCUACAUUGAGGUUACGGAUGUCAACGACAACCCACCUCGGCUGUCCAGACCUGUGUUCUACCCUUCUAUCCCUGAGGAUGCACUCUUGGGUGCCUCUGUGCUUCAGCUGGAUGCCUGGGACCCAGAUUCCAGCUCCCAAGGGCAGCUGACCUUCAACCUCACCAGCGGGAACCACAUGGGGUUCUUUACCAUUCAUCCGUUCACAGGCCUCCUGUCUACUGCCUGGCAGCUGGACAGGGAGAAGAAGGAUGAGCACAUCCUGGAGAUCAAGGCAACAGACAGUGGGCAGCCAGCACUCUCCACCAGCGUCCGGCUACACAUUGAAUGGAUCCCUCGGCCUCAGCCAUCCUCCAUCCCACUGUCCUUCGAUGAGCCCCAUUACAGCUUUACCAUCAUGGAGACGGAUCCCGUGAACCACAUGGUGGGAGUCAUCAGGUCUGUCUGCUCUUUCCCAACUCCCACUCCAGGCGGGGACAAGGACAUGGACUUUGACAUAGAGAAGACUACGGGCAGCAUCAUCAUCGCCAGGCCUCUGGAUACAAGGAGAAGGUCGACCUACAACUUGACCGUGGAGGUGACAGAUGGGUUCCACACCAUUACCACACAGGUCUACAUCUUCAUGAUCGCCAACAUCAACCACCACCGGCCCCAGUUCCUGCAGGAUCAUUAUGACGUCAGGGUCCCCCAAGACACAUUGCCUGGGGUGGAGCUCCUCCAAGUCCAGGCCACAGAUCAAGACAAGGGCAAGGGCCUCAUUUAUACCAUCCAGGACAGCCAAGACCCUGGAAGUGCCAGUCUCUUCCAACUGGAUCCGAUCAGUGGAGUCCUGGUAACAGUGGGGAGACUGGACCUGAGCUCGGGACCCUCUCAGCACAUACUGACCGUUAUGGUCCGAGACCAAGAGAUACCCAUCAAGAGGAACUUUGUGUGGGUGACCAUUCACGUGGAGGAUGGAAACCUCCACCCGCCCCACUUUACUCAGCCUCAUUAUGAGGUGAGUGUUCCUGACACCACUGUCCCAGGCACAGACCUGCUGCAGGUCCGAGCUGUGGAUGCCGACCGGGGAGCCAAUGCCGAGGUCCGGUACUCUUUUAUGAAAGGGAACAGUGAAGGUUUCUUCAACAUUGAUGCCCUCCUGGGCAUCAUCACGGUAGCUCAGAAACUUAAUCGGGUCCGCCAUGCCCGGCAUACAUUGACUGUGAAGGCAGAAGAUCAAGGCUCCCCACGGUGGCAUGACCUGGCCACGGUGGUUGUUCAGAUCCACCGCUCAGACAGCAGUGCUCCCAUCUUCUCAAAAGAUGAGUACUUCAUCGAGAUCCCAGAAUCGAUCCCCGUUGGUGCCCCCAUCCUCCUUGUCUCUGCCACAAGCUCUUCCGAAGUCACCUAUGAGCUGAGGGAGGGGAACAAAGAUGGCGUGUUCUCCAUGAACUCCUAUUCUGGCCUUGUCUCCACCCAGAAGAACUUAGACCAUGAGAAAAUCUCAUCCUACGAGUUGAAGAUCCGAGGCAGCAACAUGGCGGGUGCGUUCACCGACGUCUUACUGCUUAUCUACAUCAUCGAUGAGAACGACAGUGCACCCACGUUCUUAAAGCCGACUUUCGUGGGCCAAGUCAGUGAGGCUGCACCCCUGCACAGCAUGAUCCUGGCCGAGGACAACAGCCCCCUGGUGAUCCGUGCCUCAGACAGAGACCAGGAAGCUAAUUCCUUGUUGGUCUAUAAAAUUUUGGAGCCAGAGGCCUUAAAGUUUUUCAAAAUUGACCCCAACAUGGGGACCUUAACUAUCGUAUCAGAAAUGGAUUAUGAGAGCACACCUUCUUUCCAAUUCAGCGUUUACGUCCAUGACCAAGGGACCCCCAUCUUGUUUGCACCCAGGCCUGCCAAGGUCAUUAUCCAUGUCCGAGAUGUGAAUGACUCUCCUCCCAGGUUCUCAGAGCAGAUCUACGAAGUAGCAGUCUCAGGACCCAUCCACCCGGGCAUGGAGCUCCUCACGGUGCAGGCCAAGGAUGAGGAUUCAGAAGUCACCUACAGCAUCAAGAUGGGGGAUGCUGACGGAGCUGUUGCCCUUCACCCCAUCACAGGUCGCAUAUCUGUGGUGGAUCCUGCUCUUCUGGGGCUCUCACGGAAGCUCACCGUUAGGGCUUCUGAUGGCCUGCAUCACGACAAUGCACUGGUAAAAAUAUCAGUGACCCAGGUCCUUGACAAAAGCUUACAGUUCGAUCAGGAUAUCUAUAGAGCAUGUGUAAGGGAAAACACUCAGCACAGAACAGCGCUGCUGAUUCCUGGUGUCCAUGGGAACCACUUGAAUGACACCCUUUCCUACUUCCUCCUGAAUGGCACGGAUUUAUUUCACAUGGUCAAGUCGGCAGGUGUGCUGCAAACCAGAGGAGUAGCCUUUGACCGGGAACAGCAGGACACUUACGAGGUGGCAGUGGAGGUGAGGGACAACCGGGUCCCUCAGCGGAUGGCUCAGGCUCUGGUGAAGGUCUCUGUUGAGGAUGUCAAUGACAACCCACCUGAGUUUAAACAUCUGCCUUAUUACACAGUCAUCCAAGAUGGCACCGAGCCAGGGGAUGUCCUCUUCCAGGUAUCUGCCAUUGAUAAGGACUUGGGUGCCAACGGGACAGUCACAUAUGCUUUUGCAGAGGAUUAUGCAUAUUUCCGGAUUGACCCCUAUGUUGGAGACAUAUCACUCAGGAAGCCCUUUGAUUAUCAAGCUUUGAAUAAGUAUCGCCUCAAGGUCAUUGCUAGAGAUGCAGGAACCCCAUCCCUACAGACUGGGGAAGAAGUACUUGUCACUGUCAGAAAUAAAUCCAACCCACUGUUUCAGAGUCCUUACUACAGAGUCAAAGUCCCUGAAAAUAUCACACUCUAUACUCCAAUUCUUCACACGCAGGCUCGGAGUCCUGAGGGACUGAGGCUUAUCUAUAACAUUGUUGAGGAAGAGCCCUUGAUGCUGUUUACCACUGACUUUAAGACCGGUGUCCUCACAGUGACGGGACCUCUGGACUAUGAGUCUAAGAACAAGCACUUGUUCACAGUGAGAGCCACAGACACAGCUCUGGGGUCAUUUUCUGAAGCCACAGUGGAAGUCUUGGUUGAAGACAUCAAUGACAACCCUCCUGCCUUCCCCCAGCUGGUAUACACCGCCUUGGUUUCUGAGGGCUUACCUGCUCAGACCCCUGUGAUCCAACUGUUGGCCUCUGACAAAGACUCAGGACAGAAUCGAGAUAUCUCCUAUCAGAUCGUGGAGGAUGGCUCAGAGGUUUCCAAGUUCUUCCAGAUCAAUGGGAGCACGGGGGAGAUGUUCACGGUCCAAGAGCUGGAUUAUGAAGCCCAACAACACUUUCAUGUGAAAGUCAGGGCCACGGAUAAGGGAGAUCCCCCACUCACUGGUGAAACGCUUGUGGUUGUCAAUGUGUCUGACAUCAAUGACAACCCCCCAGAGUUCAGAGAACCUCAGUAUGAAGCCAAUGUCAGCGAAUUAGCAACUUGUGGACACCUGGUUCUUAAAGUCCAAGCUCUCGACCCUGACCUCGGGGACACCUCCCGCCUGGAGUACCUGAUUAUUUCUGGCAAUCAGGACCGGCACUUUUCCAUCAACAGCUCAUCAGGAAUAAUUUCUAUGUUCAACCUUUGCAAAAAGAAACUGGACUCUGCUUACAACUUGAGGGUGGGUGCUUCCGAUGGUGUCUUCAGAGCGACUGUGCCAGUGUAUAUCAACACCACAAAUGCCAACAAGUAUGGCCCCAAGUUCCAGCAGCACAUCUAUGAGGCUGAGCUAGCGGAGAAUGCAAAGGUGGGAACGAAGGUGAUCGAGUUGCUAGCCAUAGACAAAGACAGCGGUCCCUAUGGCACUGUGGACUACACCAUUAUUAAUAAACUAGCAGGCGAAAAGUUCUCCAUAAACCCCAGUGGUCAGAUCACCACUCUGCAGAAACUAGAUCGGGAAAAUUCAACAGAAAGGGUCAUUGCUAUUAAGGUCAUGGCAAGGGAUGGAGGGGGCAAAGUGGCCUUCUGUGCAGUGAACAUCAUCCUCACAGAUGAAAAUGACAAUGCUCCCCAGUUCAAAGCAUCUGGGUACACAGUCUCCAUCCCAUCCAACGUCAGUAGAGACUCCCCUGUCAUCCAGGUGCUGGCUUACGAUGCGGACGAAGGUCAGAAUGCAGAUGUCACCUAUUCAGUAGACUCGGCCAAGGACCUGGCUGAAGAGAUCGUUGAAGUCAACCCAAUGACUGGUGUGGUCAAGGUGAAAAAGAGCCUGGUGGGUCUGGAAAACAGGACUGUUAACUUCAACAUCAAAGCCCAGGAUGGAGGUCCUCCACACUGGGACUCUCUGGUACCUGUACAACUACAGGUGGUUCCUAAUGAGGUAUCUUUGCCCAAGUUUUCUGAACCUCUGUAUACUUUCUCUGCAUCUGAAGACCUUCCAGAAGGUUCUGAAAUUGGGUUUGUGAAAGCAGUUGCAGCUCAAGAUCCUGUCAUCUACAGUCUGGUCCAGGGCACCACGCCUGAAAGCAACAGGGACGGCGUCUUCUCUUUGGACCAAGAUACUGGGGUUCUGAAGGUGAGGAAAGCCAUGGACCGUGAAUCUACCAAAUGGUACCAGAUUGAUCUGAUGGCACAUUGCCCACACGAGGACACCGACUUAGUGUCCUUGGUGUCUGUCAACAUCCAAGUAGAAGAUGUCAAUGACAACAGACCUGUCUUCGAGGCUGAUCCGUACAAGGCUUUCCUCACUGAGAACAUGCCUGGGGGGACCACGGUCAUUCAAGUGACUGCCAGUGACCAGGACACUGGGAGUGACGGGCAGGUGAGCUACAGGCUGUCUGUGGAGCCUGGAAGCAACAUCCACGAGCUCUUUGCUGUUGACAGUGAGACUGGCUGGAUCACCACACUCCAGGAACUUGACUGCGAGACCCGCCAGACCUAUCGGUUUUAUGUGGUGGCCUAUGACCAUGGACAGACCAUCCAGCUGUCUUCCCAGGCCCUGGUGGAGGUCUCCAUCACAGACGAGAAUGACAAUGCCCCUCGGUUUGCUUCUGAAGGCUACAGAGGUUCUGUGGUGGAGAGCGGUGAGCCUGGUGAGCUUGUGACCACGCUGAAGACUCUGGAUGCUGACAUCUCUGAGAAGAACAGGCAGGUCACCUGCUAUAUCACAGAGGGAGACCCCCUGGGCCAGUUUGGCAUCAGUCAAGUUGGGGAUGAGUGGAAGAUUUCCUCAAGGAAGAGCCUGGACCGUGAGCACAUUGCUAAGUAUUUACUCAGAAUCACAGCAUCGGACGGCAAAUUCCAGGCUUCAGUCCCAGUGGAGGUCUUUGUCCUGGACAUCAAUGAUAACAGCCCGCAGUGCUCACAGCUUCUCUAUACUGGCAAGGUCCGUGAGGACGUCUCUCCAGGACACUUUAUCUUGAGAGUUUCUGCCACAGAUGUGGACACGGACACCAAUGCUCAGAUCACAUAUUCCCUGCAUGGACCUGGGGCCCAGGAAUUCAAGUUGGACCCUCAUUCAGGGGAGCUGACCACACUCACGACCCUGGACCGAGAGAGGAAGGAUGUGUAUAGCCUUGUUGUCAAGGCAACAGAUGGAGGGGGCGAAUCGUGCCAAGCAGACGUGACUCUCCACGUGGAGGAUGUGAAUGAUAACGCCCCGCAGUUCUUCCCAAGUCACUGUGCUGUGGCUGUCUUCGACAACACCACGGUUAAGACCCCUGUAGCUGUGGUCUUUGCCCGGGAUCCUGACCAGGCUGCCAAUGCCCAGGUAGUCUACUCACUGACGGAUUCUGCCGAUGGCCAGUUCUCCAUCGACGCCACUUCAGGGGUCAUUCGUCUGGAGAAACCCCUGCAGGUCAAACCAAACUCAGUCCUGGAACUCACCGUCCGAGCCUCUGACUUGGGCACCCCGAUACCACUGUCCACCCUGGGCACUGUCACAGUCUCUGUGGUGGGCCUGGAGGACUACCUUCCCGUCUUCCUGAGCACGGAGUACAGUGUGCAGGUGCCCGAGGAUGCACUGAUGGACAAAAGGGUGCUGCAUCUGGCUGCCCUCACACGCCCAGGUGCGGAGAAGGUGGGCUACCGCAUCACAGGCGGGAACGAGCAGGGGAAUUUCCGACUGGAUGCUCGCACAGGGAUCCUGUACGUCAAUGGGAGCCUGGACUUUGAGACAAGUCCCGAGUACCUCCUGUCCAUUGAAUGCAGCCGGAAGAGCUCUUCCGCCCUCAGUGAUGUGACCACCAUAGUGGUCAAUGUCACUGAUGUCAAUGAACACCAUCCCAGAUUCACCCAUGACCUGUAUGGGGCCAAGGUCUUAGAGAAUGCCACUGUGGGUGACGUCAUCCUGACCGUGUCAGCCGCUGAUGACGAUGGGCCUCUGAACAGUGCCAUUACAUACAGCCUGGUAGGAGGGAACCAGCUGGGACACUUCACUGUUCACCCCAAGACGGGGGAGCUGCAGGUGGCCAAGGCGCUGGACAGGGAACAGAUACCCAGCUACUCCCUGCGACUCCGCGCCACAGACAGUGGGCAACCCCCACUGCACGAGGACACAGACGUGGCUGUCCAAGUCAUUGAUGUCAAUGACAACCCACCCAGAUUCUUCCAGCUCAACUAUAGCACAGCUGUCCAGGAAAACUCCCCCAUUGGUGUCAAAGUGCUGCAGCUGAUCCUGAGUGACUCCGACUCCCCAGAGAAUGGGCCCCCCUACUCCUUUCGAAUCACCAAGGGGAAUGCUGGCUCCGUGUUCCGGGUGACUCCAGAUGGAUGGCUGGUGACGGCUGCGGGCCUGAGCAGGAGGGCCCAGGAAUGGUAUCAGCUUCAGAUAGAGGUAUCAGACAGUGGCCUCCCGCCCCUGUCAUCUUCCACGUUGGUCAGUGUCCAGGUCACGGAGCAAAGCAUCCACCCACCCUCCGCCCUUCCCCUAGAGAUCUUCAUCACUGUUGGGGAGGAGGAGUUCCAAGGUGGCAUGGUGGGUAAAAUCCAUGCUACAGAUGGAGACCCCCAGGACACGCUGACCUACAGCCUCAGCCAGGCGGAGAGCCCGGGCAGGCACUUUUCAGUGCGCCCACCCGAUGGCAAGAUUAUCGCCUCCCAGGGGCUGCCUCGUGGCCACUACUCGUUCAACGUCACAGUCAGUGAUGGGACUUUCACCACCACCGCCAGGGUCCACGUCCACGUGUGGCACAUGGGGCAGGAGGCCCUGCAGCAAGCCGUGCGGCUGGGUUUCCACCAGCUCACCCCCGAAGAGCUGGUGAGCGACCACUGGCGUAACCUUCAGAGAUUCCUCAGCAACACCCUGGACAUCAAACGGACCGACAUCCACCUGGCCAGCCUGCAGCCCGCGGAGGCCACGGCUGGGGUGGACGUGCUCCUGGUCUUCAAGGGACAUUCCGGAACCUUCUAUGACCUCCAGGAGCUAGCUUCUAUCAUUGCUCGUUCGGCCAAGGAGAUGGAGCACUCGGUGGGAGUUCAGAUGAGGUCAGCCCUGCCCGUGGUGCCCUGCCAGGGGCCAAGUUGCCAGGAACAAACCUGCCAAGAGACAGUGACCCUGGAGCCCAGGGUGGGACCCACAUACAGCACAGCUAGGCUCAGCAUCCUGACACCACGGCACCGCCUGGGGAGGAACUGCUCCUGCAAUGGUACCGCCGUGAGGUUCAGUGGUCAGAGCUAUGUGCGCUACAGGCCCCCAGGGGCUCAGAACUGGCAGGUCAAUUUCUACCUGAAAACACUCCAGCCACAGGCCCUUCUAAUGUUCACCGAUGAAACAGCAUCCAUUUCCCUGAAGCUGGCCAAUGGCUUCCUCUGGUUGGAAUACCACUGCGCAGGUGGUUUCUACAGGAACUUUUCUACCCUGCGUCCUGUGAAUGAUGGGAAGUGGCACUUCACACUGUUGGAAGAGACGGACACUUCUGUUCAUCUGUUAGUUGAUAAUAUGGACAACACCUCCCUCAUCCUCCCAGAGGGAUGCCGGGAUCGGACGAUGGAGAGACGCCUUCUGUUGGGCGGCCUUGUGCCCUCUCAUCCUCCUUCAAAUGUCUCCCUGGGCUUCGAAGGCUGCCUGGAUGCUGUUGUGGUCAACGGUGAGAGGCUGGAGCUGCUGGGCCUUGGUGAGAAGGCAGUGGACUUGCUGGAGAGACAAGCACUCAGCCAGUGCUGCUGGCCCAGCACUGCCUGCAGCCAGAACCCGUGCCUCAAUGGCGGGAGCUGUGCACCAGCCCCUGAAGCAGGUUACAUCUGCAGGUGCCCCCCUCUGUUGUUUGGGAGGCACUGUGAACUCAGAAAGGAGAACUGCACUUCUGCGCCCUGCCUGGAAGGUGGCCCUUGUACCUCCUCCCCUGAAGGAGCAUCCUGCAACUGCCCUCACCCUCACAUGGGGGACAGGUGUGAGAUGGAGGCCAGGGGCUGUGCCGAGGGACAUUGCCUCAUCACUCCUGAGAUCACGAGGGGGGACUGGGGACAACAGGAGCUGCUGAUCAUCAUAGUGGCCUUGCUGUUGGUCGUUGUCACCACCACCGGGCUUCUCUUGUACUGUCGACGUUGCAAGUCUCACAAGCCAGUGGCCAUGGAGGACCCAGACCUCCUAGCCAGGAGCAUUGGCGUUGACACCCAGGCCAUGCCGGCCAUCGAGCUCGACCCCCUGAGCACCAGCUCCUGCAACAAUCUGAACCAACCAGAGCCCAUCAAGACCUCAGUUCCGAAUGAACUUGUCACUUUUGGAUCCAGCUCCAAGCAACGGCCGAUGGUGUGCAGUGUGCCUCCCAGGCUCCCUCCGGCCGCGGUCUCCUCUCACCCAGACCAUGAGUCUAUCAUCAAGAGAACUUGGUCAGGCGAGGAGCUGGUUUACCCCAGUGGAGCUGCAGUCUGGCCCCCAACUUACUCUCAGAAGCAACCCUGGGAAUAUCCACACCCUGAAGUGACCCAGGGACCUCUGCCACCCUCACCUCACCACUUCGUGGGCCCAGCCAUGAUGCCAGAUACCACGGGCCUUUAUGGAGGCUUCCCUUUCCCCCUGGAGCUGGAGAACAAGCGGGCACCCCUCCCACCCCGUUACAGCAACCAGAACCUGGAGGACCUGAUGCCCCCAAGGCCCCCUAGCCCCCGGGAGCGCCUGCUCGCCCCCCGUCUCAACGAGUACACGGCCAUUAGCUAUUACCACUCGCAGUUCCGCCAGGAAGGAGGUGGACCCCGCCUAGCAGAGGGGGGCUACAAGGGGGUGAGCAUGCGCCUCAGCAGAGCGGGGCCCUCGUAUGCUGACUGUGAAGUAGGCGGUGGACCUGCUGCAGGCCGGGGCCAGCCCCGGGCGCCCCCCAACUAUGAAGGCUCAGACAUGGUGGAGAGUGAUUACGGGAGUUGUGAGGAAGUCAUGUUCUAGCUUCCUGCUCUCAGAGGAAGGCAGCGGGGAGGCCCAGGCCUUCCAGUCCCAUAGGGAGUGAGUUGGGUGUGACUGGGAGUGAGAGAGAAACGCCGCCCCCUCCCAGUCCAGACCAUCUCUAGAAAUGUGCUCUUCCGAUCACCAGCUGGUCCCUGAAGGUGGAGGGAAGCUGAGGGCCCCAGGACGGAGGAUGCCCAGAGCGGUUACCCCGAAUCCCCAGGCACAGCUGCCCUCGGGAUGAGACCCAGGCAGUAUCGGGGCUUUACUACCUCUCGGCCCCAGCAAGAAAGAGCUCUAACCGCUGGUUUCACUUGGCUGGGCCACAGCCCUACAGUUGUCCACUGGCCCACGGAGGGGCAGGCAGGUUUGUACCUAACGGUCAUAACUGCUGAAGAGGGGAGGCCCAGCGUCUUUGGACUGUGAAGGUCCAUGCAGUGACCUCCUAGGGGCUAAGAGCAGCCAGGGAGCAGGUACAGAGUCACCUGAGUAUGUGCAUCAUGUACAUCCGGACGGGCCACAUCUGCCAAGUGUCCCGUCACCACCACGCUGGGCACUGGGGGCAACAGGGCUCUCAGGAGAUGAAUCACUUGGACAUCUAUCCUCUAGAAGUCUUGUUCUUGCGGCCCACUUUCAGAAGGACUUGCUCCACCUCUGAAAAUCCUAGGACUUUCUACCAGUCUGCGCCUGUCGGGAUCUUGCCCCAGACCUUCCGUGUUGAAGAAUUCAGACCUCGCAGAUCGUCGGGUUCUUUGCCCCAAGUUUCCCAGGCACUUUUCAACUCUGGUGUCUGGAUGUGUUUUCCUAAAGGGAGUUUUCUUGUCUAGAUCCAAGGAACUCAGAGCUCCCAUUCAGGGCCAGGCAGAGGUAGGAGCCAGCCAGUGGGCCCAGGCCAGACACCUUGCCCUUCCCUACCCCUUCAUGGCAGAUGCCCCUGCCAAUCAAGUGUUACUCACACUGACUCAACCCUGUGCAUGGGGAGUCAAUGUGGGCAUGCAUUCUACACAUGUGGGCACCCAUGUGUAGAGAGUUAUGUAGCCAGGAGUAGCAGAGACUAGAAGCCGGGCAGGCCUGUGGUGGCCUCAGCACCCCGUUCCCUGCCAGUCCCUCUCUGGUCCGCUGCCUUUUCAUGCGUGUGGCUUCUGGAGUCAGAAGUCAAGGAAGAGCCAUGAGCCUCACAUCCACAGAGCUGGUCACGGUGAAAGGGAAUUGUAUGGAGAGGGGCAUCCAUGUGCACACUUCCCAGCCGCGCAUCACUGUGGGUAUGAGUGACAAGAUUAGCGAUGUGUUGGCCAUUUGUGUGUUGGUAUUUUUUUUUUAACAAUAAAAUAUCUUUUUUACUGUUA